Molecule: messenger RNA, 7100 nt
Organism: Silurus meridionalis
Lineage: Eukaryota; Metazoa; Chordata; Actinopteri; Siluriformes; Siluridae
Gene: nrp2b
Product: neuropilin 2b
Exons: 16
Coding region: 697-3384 (895 amino acids)
Biological process (GO): angiogenesis; vascular endothelial growth factor signaling pathway; axon guidance
Cellular component (GO): membrane
Molecular function (GO): semaphorin receptor activity; vascular endothelial growth factor receptor activity
Source: RefSeq, a predicted model, not a curated record
UCUCUCUCUCUCUCUCUUUCACACACACUCACAUGCCGUAGGCUACAGCUCGGAGCCGCAUCUCUCAGUGUUUGCACGCGCACGGAAGGAGCGCAAGGCAGCAGUACACCGCGCGCGCGCUCCACGGGAACGCCGCUUCUCCUCGCCAGUUUCCGAUCUUCUCACGGGGUUUACGCACAUUUCUCUUUUCUUCAGGAAAACUCAGAAACAAAAACCCCAGACAGAUAAACACCUGGCGUCAUCUGGAUUUGGAUAGUAGCUUUACUCACUUUCUCCAACAGCUCGUGGGGAAAUCAAGCGAGUCGAACUUAACGCAGCUCGUUUCCCACACUGUCCUGCUGUCACUGGCAUGUUUUUUGGUCAGACCUCAGCGAGAAAAAGUUCUCUAGAAAGCUGUAAUGUUUCAUUUGUUUGUUGUUUCUUUUGCCUGUACUGCUGCACGGGCAUGUUGUUAAAGCGCGCGCUCUGAUCUGAUCUGAGUUUUUCUCUGCGUGUUGAAGAGCAGCGCGUGGAACAGCAGAGAGGAACAGCUCAGAGCAGAGUACAGAAGCGAUCAACACCGUGCACCAAAGCUCUUCUCGGUGGAUAAACCCGUUUCUCCACGCCGUUAAUAAAAAGAGGGCCAGGAUUCAAGAAACAAGAGUCCACUUUCACGCUUUUUUCCCCCUCCCAGGGUGGCACACUUCACCCGGAAAGAUGGAUUUAGCCACCAGACUCUAUGGAUGCUUACUCGUGCUUUAUUUCUCAUCUCUGGUUCGCGCAGAUGAGGAGCCUUGUGGUGGGCACCGGGAUGCAAGCGAUGCAGGCUAUAUCACCACGCCUGGUUACCCCCAGGAGUACCCACCUCACCAGGACUGCCGCUGGAUCAUCACAGCUCCAGAGCCUUCGCAGCGCAUCGUCCUCAACUUUAACCCUCACUUCGAACUGGAAAGACUGGACUGCAGAUACGACUUUGUCGAGAUCCGUGAUGGAAAUUCAGAAUCUGCAGAUCUGCUGGGGAAACAUUGUAGUAACAUCGCCCCGCCGGCCAUCAUCUCAUCAGGACCAGUUCUCCACAUCCGAUUCGUGUCUGACUAUGCUCACCAGGGAGCCGGGUUUUCGCUCCGCUAUGAGAUCCACAAGACAGGUUCUGACUGCUCCAGGAACUUCACCAGUCCAUCAGGCAUGAUCGAGUCACCUGGUUUCCCUGACAAGUACCCUCACAACUUGGAGUGCACCUUCAUCAUCAUUGUCCCUCCCUACAUGGAGGUAACACUCACCUUCCUGACCUUUGACCUGGAAAAUGACCCGCUGCAAGGCUCAGAGGGCGAGUGCAAGUAUGACUGGCUGGAAGUGUGGGACGGCCUGCCGCAGGUUGGACCUCUCAUCGGACGCCACUGUGGGAAUAAAAUUCCCCCAGAAAUCCAGUCGUCUACCGGGAUUAUCUCGCUCACCUUCCACACUGACAUGGCCGUGGCAAAAGACGGCUUCUCUGCUAGCUAUAACAUGACAUUAAAGGAGGUUAAUGACAAUUUUCACUGUAGCAAUCCGUUCGGGAUGGAGUCAAACCGGAUUACAGAUGACCAGAUCACAGCAUCUUCAUCAUUCAGCGAUGGGCUGUGGUCUCCUCGACAGGCUCGUCUUAACUACGACAACAACGCCUGGACACCCGGCGAAGACAGCAACAAAGAGUACAUCCAGGUGGACCUGCACUUUUUAAAGGUUCUGGCUGGCAUUGCCACCCAGGGAGCCAUCUCUAAAGAGACGCACAAGUCUUAUUAUGUCACCAGCUUCAAACUGGAAGUCAGUACCAAUGGUGAGGACUGGAUGGUUUACCGCCACGGCAAGAACCCCAAGAUUUUCCAUGCCAACACGGACCCCUCUGAAGUGGUCCUGAACCGGAUCCCUCAGCCCGUCCUGGCUCGAUUUGUCCGAAUCAGACCGCAGACUUGGAAAAACGGCAUUGCUUUGCGCUUUGAGCUCUAUGGUUGUCAAAUCACAGAUGCCCCAUGUUCAGAGAUGCAGGGAAUGCUCUCUGGGCUGCUCCCGGACUCACAGAUCUCUGCGUCCUCCAUGCGGGACAUCCAUGGCUCCAUGGGUGUGGCUCGGUUAGUGGCAAGCCGUUCUGGAUGGUACCCAAACCCCACACAGCCUGUAGCCGGGGAGGAGUGGCUCCAAGUGGAUCUAGGAGUCCCGAAAACAGUGCGGGGUAUCAUCACACAGGGGGCACGCGGUGUUGACGGCAGCACCAGUGCCGAGAACAGAGCCUUUGUGAGAAAGUACCGGCUGGCGCACAGCAUGAACGGAAAAGACUGGAGCUACUUCCUUGAUCCUAGAACCGGCCACCACAAGAUUUUUGAGGGAAACACACACUUCGACACCCCAGAGAUCCGCCGAUUUGAUGAGAUUGUGACACAGUUCAUCAGGGUGUAUCCGGAAAGAUGGUCACCCCCUGGCAUCGGGAUGAGGCUGGAGAUCCUGGGAUGUGAACUGCCAGAAUCCACCACUACUGUUGACACAGCCACCCCAACCCUCGCCCUUCAAGAAGAAACCACCACAGUUCAGAAGACAGCUCCCACCACUGUGUCGUCUCUGGGUGGGUUGUGUGAUUUUGAGCAAAAUAUGUGUGGCUGGACCCAUGACCCCACAGGUGGUGUGAACUGGGCUUUGCAUAGCCCCUCCAGUCCUGGUCUGGAACUGCCCCUGGGAGUUGACGAUUAUGGCGGCUUUCUAUACCUGGAGGCGAGUCCUGAGACUGAGCAUAAGCGUGCAAAGCUCUUGAGCCCUGUGGUGGGACCCGAGCAAGGACCACUCUGUCUGCUUUUCCGUUACCAAUUCUCAGGAGAAGCCCAGGGACGGCUGCAGGUUCUGAUUCGCAACGACAAUCAGGAUGAAACCCUUCUCUGGACUCUGAAAGCAGAUGAGGACCAAAAAUGGCAAGAAGGACGAACUAUCCUGCCUCAGUCCCCAAAGGAGUACCAGGUUGUCAUCGAGGGCUUGUUUGAGCACAGAAACCAAGGCCACAUUUGGAUCGACAAUAUCCAUAUGAGUUCUAGCACAGAGCUGGAACAGUGCACUGAACCCUUCCCUGCCUUUCCACCAGAGAUGACUGGGGGAGCCCUUCCAGGCAUGAGUGAUCCCACUGUAGACACUACAGUGUCCCUGCAGCCCAUGCCCACCUACUGGUAUUACGUUAUAGCUGGAGGGGGCGCACUGGUGUUGCUGACCUCCAUCACACUCCUCAUGGCGCUGUGCUGCCAUCGCUACCACCUGGCUGCCAAGAAGAGCCAGCACUCUGUUACCUACCACAGCACCCAUUACCCAGGUGGCACCGCUACGGCACCCGCAGUGGAGCCCAUGCUGACCAUUAGACAGGAGAAACACGAGCCGUGCUCCCAGUGCUAAAUUGAGAAGGAAUGAUGGAGACUGAGACAAUGAAGAGGGUUUUAGACUCUCACUCACUAUUAUUCUGCUGCUUCAUAACUACCAACAGGCACAGACGCCCAGCGAUGCACCCGCAGUGCCCUUCAGGAAGGAGUUUGCACCAAGGAUGACCUACACACCAAUUAAUAUGGAGAUAUUUGAAAGUUGCCAAGAAGACUUUUAAAAGCUCUUAGACGCUUAAAAUUAGUAGAAAGGAAGGUGACACGCAAUCGUGGCCCUUUCGAAACUUUGGACCUGUGUGAAGCUCUGAUUGGAGUUUUGCAGUGUUUGCAUUUCCAGCUCGGAGUUUGUUGAGAAGACACGUGUGUCUAGCCAGAGUCCUGAUUGGCAGAAAGCCACCUCUGUGUGUGUGUGUGUGUGUGUGUGUGUGUGUGUGUGUGUGUGUGUGUGUGUGUGUGUGUGUGUGUGUAUGUGUGUGUGUGUGUGCAUGCACUUCUCUUGCUCUCUGGGUCUCCCUGGAGAGAGUGGCUGGAUGAGAACCUGACUUGGCAGGGUUCAGGUCUCCUGCUUGUGACCAAUCCUGUUGCCAAAGGAAAAAGGGCUGUGCAGUGCUGCCAGAACUACUGAGAGAAGAGAAACUGAAAAGUGAUAUAAGAAAAAUGCACGAAAGAAAGCAGUAUAAUGCUGUGUCACAUUAAAGCGUUCGCAUGUGGACUGAAUAAUGCACGCACAUACACUCAUACACACCCUUUGACAAUGAAGAGAGAGUAAAUGGGGGGGAAUUAAAGCUAGUUAAAUAUGCCUUGUAAGCAGCAGUGUAACAGAUUCACAGUUUUUUCUUUAGAAGGAAUAUGUCUUGUGUGCCUUGUUGGUCCAUGUGUGUGUGUGAGUGUGUUUGUGUAGUUGGGUGGGUGGAUGUAUGAGUGCUAGGUGGGUGCAUGGGUGCAGUUGCUAUCUCAGACUCACUCCACCUACCGUUUUACCUUCAUCCUCCUUUCCCCGGUGAGGCUGUCUCCCAACUGAAGGGCAUAUUCAGAAGGAAAAUCUACAUAUAUCUGUCUUUUGAUGUGUACAUUUUAUUUCUUGACUGUCUUAUGAAGCUCUGUAACUUGCUUUGGUACACCUGUCUCUAAAGAUGUUUGAUUUUUCUAUAUGCAAAAUUGAUGUGACCCUGCCUUAGCCAGUCUUACACCUCUGAGCAACCCACAAUCUUUAAGUCUCAUCAUUGGCCUUAAAUAUCCAAGUGGCACAGGGCUGUUCAAUGCCAGUCACUAAAGAGCCUCACUUUUUUGCAGAAAAUACUUAAUGUAGUUUACUAAAUGUACUUUAUAUGCUAGUUAUUUUCUGUAAUAUUUUUAUAUCACACUUGAUAUGUCAUGGUUGCUGACUGAAAGGCUAAAUGGAAAUUCAUAUGCACAUGACUGAUGCACUGACUAACGAUCAGCAUCCUCUGGUAGCCAGUCACGUCUGUUGACUUCUGUUGCUGUUUUGACUGCUUUCGGCUGUUUUUAUAGUCUUGUAUGGAAGCGGAGAGUGAAACUCAAGCUGUGAAUGUGUGGCUUUGCUUGGCUGCUUCGCUUCAUGUUUGACAGUGGUGGGGCUUUGCCAUGUUUGAUAGCACUGCAGAGAGUGAGAGAACUCACAGACUCUAUAUGUCUCAACACACUGUGUCAAAUCUGAUGGCUUUCCUUACGGAUGCUUCUCUAUCACAAAUAUACAGGAUUAUUUUUGUGCAAUUAUCAUAUUUGGAAAUGCAUUUAUAUGGCAUACAAAUCUUGAUGUUUAAUGAUGUGCAUACUGUAACACAUGUUCAUCCUGAAGUGUCUGAUAGCUUUAAAGUAUGUGUUUUUCACUUGAUUAUGAAGGUUUUAGGUUUAAAGGUUUUUUGACAAUCCCCAACUAGAUGUAUUUUUUUUCUUUCAAAAACCCACUGAUGAUCUAAAGAUCUUGAAUUUAAGAAUAGUGUGAAUCAAAGACUGGAUUCAUAUUGUAUUCAUAACCAAUAAACACACAACACAGCCAAGAUACGCAGCCUAGAGCAAGAUUCAUGAACAUUCCAUAAGCAUAUUCCCUUUAGUGUAAAAGAGUUUGAGGCAUAAUCUAUUAUAAAAGAAAGCUGGCCUUUAGGUUGUGGCUUCAGGUUUUGACAGCAUCAGAUGCAUUUUUGGGAUUAAAGGAGAAUGUAAAUCCCAAUAUCUUCUUAUGUCCUCCGUAUGGCAGUAGGUGAAAAUAAUCCUCCAUUACAGAGAUGCAGGCCAUUUCGCCCCAUUAAUCUGCUCUUCACAAAAGAAUGCAUAGAAAGGUGGAAGAGGAGAUCAAAGCGAGAGGUCAGCCUAAAGAUACACCAGCUUUGGUUCGGCCCAGAGUCUGAAGGGGUUUGCUUAAGAACACAAAAGCACAUGAAAGUCGCUGGCAGGCAGCCAGAUAGAGCACCUGACCUGGCACACCCGUGAUGACGCUGGGAGAAAAAAAUAGUACUCUCUCACUCCCUUUUCCAUCUUUCUUCCUUUUAAUCCCUGCGAACAUUAGAUCCCUGUUAACAAAAUUACAGCCAUUUUAAUGAGGCCACGAUUCAAGCAGGCCUGUCUAUCAUACAUAAAACAGCCUGUCAUUACGGCUUUUGUUUAAGAUUUUAAUGCUAAAAGUACAAUAGCAGGGUUUUUUAUAGUGAUGGCAGCCCUAACACUGGCUUCCAAGCUUUUUUUCCUCGCAAACAAUGCAAAAAAUAAAAGCCAACCCACAUUACCACACUUACCCUUUCUAUAAAUAAUGAUGUUUGUCAAUUUGUCUUAUAUAUUGGCAGUAAGAAAUCCACAUUUCAUUUUUUUCUUUCAGAACCCUUUAUUUUAUUCUACCUGUGAGUCUAGCUUAUAGGCUCAUGUGUUUCAGCCUGACAUAAGGCUUUUAACACAGACUACCCAAUAAUAAUGUCUUCAAAGUAUUUGAUUUUCCUGUAGGAAUGCCAGCUUUGAGUGGUUUUAUUUAUUAGCAGUAAUUUUUUCCCCCACCUACUAAAACUGACAGGUUCGCAGAAAUACAAUCUGGUCUCAAUGUGCUUUUAUAUCAGCCAUGCCUGCCUCGUGCGAUUUCUAUGUAGCACUAAAUAUUUCUAAUUAGAUAAUGGGUCGAUUGCAUUUUAUUAAGCCUGCCGUAAGCAUUCUUUCUCUGGACCCUUUUCCUUUUGCUGUCCAUCAAAGGAUAUUAAUGAGCAAAAGCACUUAGGUCCUCCUGGCCGUAUACAAACCCCACAGUGCCAAGAGCCUGCCUCAGCACAAAAACACACUGCGUAUGCACAGACUAAUAUGUGGUUUUAGAAAAAAAAGAAGUUAUUGUAAUGUUAUUUAAGGUUGUCAUGCUUCCAUCAUCGUAUAAUAGAAGUUGUUUUGUUGGAGAUUAAAAUUUCAUUUGAAACCAAUUUGACAAAGCAGCAUUAAUAGUUUGGAAAACAUUAAUAUUCAUCUUAAAUAUAUUUUGAUCCUGGUGUAGUGUAUUAUAUUUGUGUUUCGCUUCAUAUUCAUGGUCUCAAGAUUUCUGGUACAUUUGUGGCUGUGUGCUCCCUGCAUCCUCUCUCUUUGUGUAUAUUGGGUCUUGACUGGGAUUGUCUCUUUAAUGUGCCAUUUCUGCCCUGCACUUCAGCCUGUUUCAAAAAGAUUUGAGGAAUAUUUUAGCCUGUUGAAUUUUAUGGUCUUGGAAAAUGUUGUGCGGAAUGUAAUAAUAAAGUGAUAUUUUUCUACAAA